Messenger RNA from Orussus abietinus, 3597 nucleotides. It is a transcript of the gene EloA, whose product is annotated as transcription elongation factor B polypeptide 3. The record is from RefSeq and is a predicted model, not a curated record. Lineage: Eukaryota; Metazoa; Arthropoda; Insecta; Hymenoptera; Orussidae. The transcript is spliced from 9 exons. Gene Ontology annotation, biological process: transcription elongation by RNA polymerase II. Bases 1 to 2379 code for a protein of 792 amino acids. Gene Ontology annotation, cellular component: nucleus; elongin complex.
AUGUCGGUUGUGGAUAAAAUACAGCAUUAUCAACGCAGUAUUGAAAGAUGCUCCGGCGACGAGAAAAGGAUGAUGCAUUGCAUCUCGAAAUUGUACAACUUGCCUGUGACGGUACAGCACCUCCAAGUGACGGGUGUAGGUCGUACAGUAAAUGCAUUGCGAAAAUAUGAUGGCGACGUAGGAGAAGCUUCUAAGGCAUUGGUAGCUAAGUGGAAAAGCAUGGUAGCAGAUGAAGAUUCUAGCGAAGCAGACGAAGAAGACGAAGGCUGUGAACCAGAUGCUUCAGAUACUUAUGACGAUAGUGCCGAAUCUCCCAAACAUAAUAAAGUCAUAAAUAUGGAUAAAAAAGAAUCAAGUCAAAAGAAUCAAGAAGCACGGGAAAGACAUAAGAAUAUUACAAAUAAAAGUGAUUCAUCCAAACAUAGUUCAAAAAAUGCAAGUUCAGAGAAUGUAAAAGCUAAAAAUAAUGAAAAUAAAUCACCACCGACAAAAAGUCAAGAAAACCAAGAGGGAAAACAUGAUUCUAAACAUGCCAAAGAUCGGCACGAUUCCAAACAUAGAUCUAAAAGUGAGGAAAAAUCAAAAAGUGCCAGUAACCCAAAAAGUGAUUCAGACUUUAAAGAUAAAAAAUAUGAGUCAAAAGAUAAGAGCAAAGUUAAAUCUGAGGAUUCGCGAAAAGAUAUAGGAAAAGUUUCUAGUAGUAGUAGUAGUGGAUUAAAUAAACAAGUCGUAGAAAGUAACGACGAUUCUAGAAAAAGAAAAGUAAGCUCUUCUAGUGAUAGGCAUUUCAAGAAGAAAAGGAGAAGCGAUGAAGUAGAAAAUGUAGAUGAAAUUGAGAAUCAGCAGUCAAAUUCGGAAGAAGAUGAUUUCACAGCCCUGCCAAAUGUGAGUCAAGAGUCAGAGUCUGAGGAAGACGUUUCAAAUAUUUGUAUUAAACAAGAACCGUUAUCACCUUCACCCAAAGCUACAAAUGAAUUGCAUGAUCAUAAAAGUGAAGACAAAAAUAUGAAAGACAAAUCUAAGGAUAAUUCUGGUAAGUCAAAAUCAAGUAAAUCUAAAUCCACGAAUGAAGACGUUAAGAAACAUGAGAAUAGUAAACACAAAGAUAAAAGUAGUAAGUCAGAUGACCAUAGAAAAAGUGAAAAACGAAAAGAAGAGUGCCAUUCUUCCACUAAAGAAUCUAAGUCAAAAAAUCAACCUAGUUCCUCUAGUAUUGAAAGUAAAAGUAAAAGUAGCGAAAAACAUCACAAUGAGAAAGAUGAAAAAAGCAGGUCAUCGAAGGAUGCUAAUAAGAGUAAUACAAAGGAAUUAAAAGAAAAAAAGAAAGUGAAACAAGAAAUCAAUGGGGAUGAAGGCAUAGACUGCUAUUCUGGUGCAAGUUUUGCAGAGGCUUUAGGCAUGUGUACAAAGUCACUGAAUGUUCGAAAGCGAAAUAGUUCUCCAGUAUUGGUUAAAACGAUUAAAACCGAACCAGGAACUUCAACGGUAUCAAGUAGUCGGUCACCUAUGAAAGUGAAGACAAAACCUACGUCCAGUACCGAUGUCAGCGAACCGCUGUCCCUUUUAGGACCAAACGUGAAAUUGGAACCAUUAAGUGUAGACUUAGCAUCCACAUUACCAGAAAUAAGUCCAAAUUACAAGCCUCUGCCUCACAUCACUCCUGUUCACCGCAAACAGGAAGAGGACACAGCUCUUACUAAAGUGAUAUAUGCUAAGAAUCAAAGGACAAAGGUAUUUUCCGGAAAUAAGACAGGAUAUACAAUUGUGCCUACCCUUUACGAAUUAUGUAUUAGAGUGCUGAUAGAAAACAUUGAAGCACUUGAAUUUACUGGAGGAGUACCGUUUUAUAUAUUGAAACCAGUGUUGGAAAGAGCGACGUCGGACCAAUUAUUUAUGUUAGAACACCAUAAUCCGUACCUGGUCGAAGAUACGGAUGCCUUAUGGCAAUUCCACUGCAAUCGAGAGUUUAGAAAUAAACAGCGUGAGGAAAUGGAAACCUGGCGGGAGAUGUAUAUGCGUUGCUUAGAUGAAAGGGAGGCUAAAUUGAAGGCACUAACGGCGAACAUUAAACAGUCCAUCGAUAACUCACUUCCAGUAAGAUCGACCAAACUUGCGUAUGUGGACAACGUUGUGAAACCUCCACGUAAUGUUCUAAGAAAGCAAGCGAAAUACGGUACAGCAAAAGCGACGCCAACAUCUACCUCAGAUCUGAAGAACAAAUUGAUAAUGGGUGGUGGAAACAAUGCUGCGACCAACAUUUCUGUUCCGCCACCACCUAUGUCUCGAAUAAAAACUUCAACGUCCACCAUAGUAAAGAAGACGAAGGCUCCACUCAUGGCGAAGGCGCUUCAAUUAAUAAAAGGACGUUACAAGCGGUAGAUAUGGUACAAGUUGCAGCUAGGAUUUCUGAACUCAGAAUCUUUAGUUAAUUUAUUUUGUCAUAGAUCCCGCUCGGUUAAUAUGUUUGUCAAUUGUAGUAUCGAAAUUGCUGGGCUGUUUUCAGCCACGAUUUGUACAUACAGUUCUACUCGAGGUAGAGAAUUUUUACAUAUUUCGAGUAAUGAAUUUGAUCAAACGUCUAUAAAUACCCGUUACGAUUUAGCGUUUUACUCGUAUCAAGAUCUGUACGAUAUGGAACCGAAUAGAUAUACUUAAGUAAAGUUGAAAUUAAUUGCCGUUAUUGUAAUUGCUUGCAAUCGAAGCUUUUCAGCGAAUUUCUGGAAUACGUAAUCGCGCAAGCAGUGUAUAUUUUUUCCUCAUUUAUUUUUUUACUUUAAACUAGUGACUAAAAAAUAAAUCGUGUACAGUUCUAUCGUAUUUUUACGGUAUCGAAUAAGAAACAUUCGUUUUUUACUUACCGUUUCAAGCCAUCUAGGUGAUAUAAAUACGAAAUCGUAGUGAACUGUAAUCGUUGUAUGAAUAUAUAUUUUUUUUUGCUUGAUUUGUUCUCACAUGUGAAUUCAAUAUAAAAAAAUUAGAAGGAUUAUCUUAAAGUAAAUUAAAACGAGGAAUCAUAUACACGAUACAUUCAACGUCACCUAGGUUAUCUCGAAACCGUUUGUCAAGGUAUCGAUGUCAACUAUUUAGUCUUUUAAGUACCUAUUUUUUACUCAGUUUUUUUUUUUAAUUCUCUUUGAAUGCAAACAAUGACACCGGUAUUACGACGUUAUAUUAAACGUUAUACAUAAGAUAUAACUCAUCCAUUGAUGAAAUCUAAAAACGUAAUGUUUUCAACGAUUGGGAAGCCUUAGUUACUCGUCCAGGUAGUUUUCGAAUAUUUGUACAUAUGAGACAGAACAAUGGCUAGGCAUGUAAACGGGAAGCGACCUUUAAGAUCUCGUUUCACUCUUGCAUUUAAAACUUCCUCUUAUGAGUCCCGGAUUAUGAUAAGUAUCAAAUCAAUAGCGAAUUGAAUGAUUGUCACGAACAAAUGAUUUUAAAAAUGUAUUUGCAUGGUUCAAAUGUCCUUCUCGAACAAGAUAUGUUAAUUAUCAGUCUAAAAUAGUUGGCCACAAAUUAAGACUUUAAUUAUCCGAUCAAACCUUAUAUCACAGAACAAAUACAGGGUGAUUUUUGUUUAACAUCAUGUAUUCAUUA